AUGGAUCGAUCACUGUUAGGUAUGGAUGACAAUAUGAACUUUAUGGAUAGAAUGUCUCAUUUAUAUGACAGCUCACAAAAAAAGGCAACGAAGAAAUUAAUUUUUGCAAGUGUUAUAUGUAUAAUAUUUAUGAUAAUUGAAAUUAUUGCUGCUAUAAUAUCUAAUUCUUUAUCCUUAAUGACUGAUGCAUCUCAUUUGUUUUGUGACUUGUUAUCAUUUGCAUUAAAUCUUUUUUCAAUUUAUGUUUCAACUUUUGAGGGGAAUGUUGAUAUGUCUUUUGGAUAUCAUCGAGCCGAAAUAAUAGGGGCAUUAUUUUCCAUUUUUUUUAUAUGGGCAUUAUCUGCGUAUAUCUUGUAUAGUGCCGUUUUUAGAUUAUUUGAAGUAGAAAUUGUAGAUGGGUAUAUAAUGUUUGUUACUGCUUUUGUAAGUACGUUAGCAAACAUAUUUAUAGCAUUUGUUUUAAAAGUUCAUUCACAUGGAUUUGAAUUUAUUGGCAAUAGAAGAUGUAGUCACAGUGAUGGAUCUCAUGAUCACACACUUGUUAAUACGUUGGGCAGUAUAAGAACGAUGUCAAAAAAUAGUAAAUAUAAAAAUAUAAAUAGUGAUAUUAUUUUAGGGGAUGAGGAUGCUUCAUUUAACAACAACAUUUCAAUCGGUAAAAUCAAUACAAGCUCUUGUAGUUACGUUGCUUUUGAUUAUUACGAAAAUGUAAAUAAAUUUAGUAACGACAAUUCACUUGAUGAGAAAGUAGCAGCAGAGGGAAGAGAAGUAGAAGGAGGAGGUGAAGAAAGAGGAGGGGAGGAAGAAGAUGAAGAUGGACAGGUAGAAAAAAAAAUGGACAAUUCGUUAAAUUCAUCAAAGCAUACAUUUCAUAAUAGUAGUAAUAAUGGGAAUGAUGAAGACCAUCAAGGGGAUGGUAACUUUAAAGUAGGAAUUGUUGAUUAUAUAAAUAAAAGUAAUAACUUAAAUGAUAUAAAUAAUAAAAAAAAAAAGAAAAAAAAAAAGCAUUCUUAUAAUAAUUUACACCAAGAUAAUAUUGGAAGUAGUGAUAAUUCAUUCAUGUUAUCAAAUGGAAACGAUGAAGAGAAUGUAGUUCAUGAUUCACAUGAUAAUCAUUUUAUUGAAGGAGAUUCUUUUGAUAGUCACAAGCACGAUCAUAAGCAUCAUUAUGGACAUACACAUGGGCAUGCACAUGCUCAUGCACAUAAUGAAAUGAAUAGCAUAAGUUUAAAAACAGCAUAUCUUCAUGCUCUUAGUGAUUUACUUCAAAAUAUUGGUGUUAUGAUUGCAUCGUUAAUUAUUUGGUACAAUCCUAAAUACUCAAUUACAGAUCCAAUUUGCUCCAUCAUUUUUUGUUUUAUUGUUUUCUCAACAACUAUAUCAGUAAUAAAAGAAAUUCUAAAUGUUUUAAUGGAAGGAACACCAGUAAGUAUUAAUUUAAUUGAUAUUAAAAAUGAUUUACUAAAAAUACCAGGUGUUAUAGACGUUCAUGAUUUACACGUAUGGUCCUUAUCCAUUGGAAAACCAGCCUUAGCUUGUCACAUAGUUGCACACAAAAAUUUUGCACAUACUGUUUUAAAUAAUGCUACCAUUCUAUGUCAAAACAAAUACAAAAUUUUACACACGACUGUACAAACAGAUUAUCCAUCAAACAUUUCAAAUUGCGAAACGUAUGCUCACCUUAAGUGUUCAAAUUUAAAAACGGAAAUACAGAAGUGA
Plasmodium malariae is the source of this 1719-nucleotide messenger RNA. It is a transcript of the gene CDF, whose product is annotated as cation diffusion facilitator family protein, putative. Gene Ontology annotation, cellular component: plasma membrane. The transcript has a single exon. Bases 1 to 1719 code for a protein of 572 amino acids. The record is from RefSeq and is a predicted model, not a curated record. Lineage: Eukaryota; Apicomplexa; Aconoidasida; Haemosporida; Plasmodiidae. Gene Ontology annotation, biological process: zinc ion transmembrane transport. Gene Ontology annotation, molecular function: zinc ion transmembrane transporter activity.